CCUCAAUAAAAAAAAAACAUUUUGUUAGCAAAAGCGAGAUAGAAUUUGUAAAUAAUUUUAAUAAAUCCGCAAAGCUAGUGAAUUAUUGUAAAAUAUAUCAUGUAGUCAAUUUAUUGCACGUGGAAAUUCAAUUAGUAAAAUGGCUAAACAAGAUAAAACCCCUCGUUCUGGGUUUGUCAUAAAGUUGUCCUCCGAGACUGCACAAAAACUAGCCGAUGAAGACGAGCAACAUGCUAAAGAGAGAGCCAGUGCUGAAAACAUUUCCAGUAAUGUAGCAACGAGCGAAGAAAACUCCGACAAAAAUACUAGUGAGUCAGCAGAAGGUAAUAAACAAGACACCCAGCAGGUUGCACCAGAUGUCGAUAAAAAACCUGAUAGCGAGACAAAAGAGACUGAGGUGACUUCAAGUAAUGCAGCUGAAAAUAAAAAAAGUGAUCCGGCCGAAGCUAACGCAUCUUGGGGCGACUAUGCUCCAUACAUUACCUAUGAAGGAGAGGAGGCAAUAUACACAGAUCCUUCCACACAACAGAAAUACACAUGGAGCCAAGCCACUAACACUUGGGCUCCCAAAAGUGCUGAAUCUGAUGUACCUGGUAGAGAGUAUAGCUAUGAAAAUGACACCCAUGUUUACACUGAAGCAGAUGGAUCAAAGUGUUUUUGGGAUGCAGAUAAAAAGGCAUGGAUUCCUAAAGUGGAUGAUGACUUCUUAGCUCUCUACCAAAUGUCAUAUGGAUUUGUUGAUAACACUGACAAGAAAAAAGAUAAAGUGGAACCUGAGAAGACAGAAACACAGAAAAAAGCUGAUCCAACAGCUGUUAAAAGGAAAAAUGAACCUCAGUGGUUUGAGCCCUCGGAAGAUAAGAAUACCAAGGUGUAUGUAUCCAAUCUUCCAUUAGAUUUGACAGAAGAGGAGUUUGUAGAUUUUAUGCAGAAAUGUGGUCUUGUAGAACGAGACCCAAGCUCACAAAAGAUGAAGGUCAAACUUUAUACAGAUAAAGAACACAAUUGUUUCAAAGGAGAUGCCUUAUGUACUUACAUUAAGAUUGAAUCAGUAGACCUAGCUCUGAAGCUGCUGGAUGGAAGCGAUUUUAAGGGAAAUAAAAUCAAAGUAGAAAAAGCACACUUCCAACUCAAAGGUGAAUACAAUCCUGCACUGAAACCUAAAAAGAAGAAAAAGAAAGAGUUGGAAAAAAUUAAGAAGAUGCAGCAAAAGCUCUUCGAUUGGAGACCUGAGAAGUUUAUAGGGGAGCGCUCAAAACAUGAGAGAGUGGUUAUUGUAAAGAACUUAUUCCAUCCAACAGAUUUUGAUAAAGAAGUUCAGCUGAUACUUGAUUACCAGCAGGAUUUGAGAGAAGAAGCAACGAAAUGUGGGGAAGUGAGGAAAGUUGUCAUUUAUGACCGUCAUCCUGAGGGAGUGGCUCAAGUAACUAUGAAGGAGCCGGAACAAGCAGAUGCUGUGGUCCAGCUCAUGAAUGGGAGAUGGUUUGGGAAGAGGCAAAUCACUGCAGAGAUUUGGGAUGGCCGAACAAAAUACAGGAUUGCAGAAACAGAUGCAGACAUCAAUCAACGGAUUGAAAAGUGGGACAAGUUCCUAGAACAAAAGGAUGAUGGAAAACCAGAAAGCAAAGAAGGGGAAAAGGAAAUGAAAUCAGAAUCAAAAUCAGAGGAAUUGAAAGAAAAAUCUAAUGAACCAAUGGAUACACAAAAUCUGGCAAAAGAAGAAGUAUAAUGGAAGCCUUUAUUUUUAAGCCUUAAAUGCAUUUUAUGUAAAGUACAUAAGUAACUUAUAACAAAAGAAUGUAUUAAGAGUAUGUUUUAAUUAAAAAG
Molecule: messenger RNA, 1827 nt
Organism: Ostrinia furnacalis (Asian corn borer)
Lineage: Eukaryota; Metazoa; Arthropoda; Insecta; Lepidoptera; Crambidae
Gene: barc
Product: RRM1_TatSF1_like and RRM2_TatSF1_like domain-containing protein barc
Exons: 1
Coding region: 140-1729 (529 amino acids)
Biological process (GO): mRNA splicing, via spliceosome
Cellular component (GO): U2-type spliceosomal complex; U2 snRNP
Molecular function (GO): RNA binding
Source: RefSeq, a predicted model, not a curated record